This is a messenger RNA of Python bivittatus (Burmese python), 2278 nucleotides long. The record is from RefSeq and is a predicted model, not a curated record. NCBI's taxonomy places the organism in Eukaryota, Metazoa, Chordata, Lepidosauria, Squamata, Pythonidae.
CCCGUUUGUUCUCCCACCUUUAUUGCUAUCCCUCUUCUUCCCCACCCACCCCAGUUCUCUCGGCCGACUGGAUCUCUCCUUGUUCACUCGGAAGGAAGCUUCACUUGGUUUUUUUGGGGGGGGGGAUCAGGGCUCGCAAUAUCAAAGUCUUUGUAAUUAACCCCGAACUCCGUCUCCUUCGUCUCUUUCUCUUUCUCUCUUUUUUUUCCCCGGCGCAGAUUUUUGUCUCGGCCACUUCCAGCGCCACUUGCUGUACCUCGGGUUCCCGCGCUGCCUCGGACGUCUCCUCGGGGUCUUCCCAGACGGCGACCCUCGGCUGCACUUCUUACGAGAAUCGGCUGCUGGCCGGAUCCAGGACGGAACUCAACGCAGCCUUGGGGAUUUACGGCUCGCCCUACGCAGCCGCUGGGGCCAACCCGGGAUACGCCAACUACCUGCCUUACAACGCCGACCCCUCCAGUUUCUAUACCGCGCUGAAUUCCCAAUAUGACCUGAAGGACAGUUCACCGGCUUUACAUGCAGGCAUUGCUCAACCCACAGCAGCAGCCUAUUAUUCUUAUGACCACUGUUUUGGGCAGUAUGACAGGUAUGGAACGGUGGACUUUGGCAACUCAUCCAGACGCAAGAAUGCUACCCGAGAAACCACCAGCACACUGAAGACAUGGUUAUAUGAGCACCGAAAAAAUCCCUACCCCACCAAGGGUGAGAAGAUCAUGCUGGCCAUCAUCACCAAGAUGACCCUCACCCAGGUCUCCACCUGGUUCGCCAAUGCCCGCCGGCGGCUUAAGAAGGAGAACAAGAUGACAUGGUCUCCUAAAAAUAAAGCAGGAGAUGAGCAGAGGGAGGGAAGUAAAAGGAACGGGGAAGACUGCAGCAGUGAAAAUGAAGACAAAGACCCCAAAAUCUGCAAAGAAGAAAAGGAGCUGCAGCUGAGUGAUCUGGAGGACUUAGAUGAGGAGGAAUCAGACAUGAAGGCUGAAGAUGAGCUGAAGCACCUCCAUCAGGAUGGCCUCAUAAUUGGCAGAGAAUUGACCGAGUCUGAGAAAAGCAGCUGUACUGGGAGCCCAGCCAGUCAUUUUCAUGCCUUUUCUUGUGCCAAGCAACAUUCGCCUAUUACUGGGGACUUUCUUGGCUACAAGGGGAACACCAUAACAGGCAGUCUUGGAACUCAAGGCCAACUUUAUGAAGCUCCAGAAAAGCCCCGCAUCUGGUCCCUAGCUCAUACUGCAGGAGCCAACAUGAUUGUGGGGUCCACCAGCAACCCUGCUCAAAGGACAGAGAGCCCUGAUUGUUUGCUGCUCAGGGGAAGGUGCUCUGGGACUGACGGACAAUGCAGUGAAGGAAGGCCACUGGGCAACCUUGUGAGAACACAACCCAUUCAUGAUAAGGCCUUGGAAGAGCUGCCACAACCAGCUAAGAUCUUUAAGAGUUCAACCUUCAACCUGCAGUCCAUUGCACUAAACUAUGCUUCAUACCCUGUGCUAGGGGAGACAUGUCAGUAUGCAGCUGGAACAGAAGGAUUUCGGAGGAGCAUAAGAGCUGCUCAGAGUUCCCUGGAUCUGAGUGAUGUUUGUCUCAGUCAACAUAAAGAAAAACUGAGAACAGCUUUCAGGCCAGUGCUGAAGAGGUGAAAAAGGUUGAUGAAGUCCAAGAUGCUACUUGAACUUCUCAAGAAGGUAUGGGGACAUCAGGCUUUCAGGGAAGACACCCACCAUCUCCAAUGUGAAUCCUCUCUUUGUCUGUUUUACUCUUUCUCUGCACCCUUCAAAGCAUGAAUGACUUUUACAGCUUCUCAUGUCAGUGAAAGAGAAGAAAUAACCUUAUGUAAACACAACUUUCACCAACCAGAAAACAUAUGUAGGGAUUGGUUUUUCUAUAUUAUAUGGGCAUAUCUCAUGCACUGAGUUUGUCAUCAAACUACAUUAAUUGAAGUAUGACUCUCCAGUAAAAUUCCACAAUUGUAUUUUGAAUUUCUGAAAGAUCUUGGCUUCUGUUGUAGAUCUGUGUUGUUUUCUGUACAAUGGAAAUUAACAAUGUGGUUAUGGAACCAAUCUCUUUCUUUCUUUUUUCUUCCCCCAAAUAUGUAUGGGUUGUGUGGGGGUUAACAUCCUUCCAACUGGUCCUCAUUUUUUUAAAUACUUUCCCCCUCAUUUUUAAAUUAAGUGUGCUUGUAUGUCAUGUUUCUUCAGAAAGAGUCCUUUCCUAGUUCAACCUGCACAUUUGUUUAUUAUUGGCCUUGUAUAAAGAUAUUGCAGAAAGUAUUUUUAAAAGUCUCUAA